Messenger RNA from Cloeon dipterum, 925 nucleotides. Its product is annotated as glutathione S-transferase 1-like. Bases 180 to 836 code for a protein of 218 amino acids. The record is from RefSeq and is a predicted model, not a curated record. Gene Ontology annotation, biological process: glutathione metabolic process. NCBI's taxonomy places the organism in Eukaryota, Metazoa, Arthropoda, Insecta, Ephemeroptera, Baetidae. The transcript has 6 exons. Gene Ontology annotation, molecular function: glutathione transferase activity.
UUUAAAGCAUCUCGUCUCAAGCGCCACACAGCCUCGUGCUAUCGGAUAUGACGCGCCGGCAGGCCCUCUCUCGCUGUAUUUAUUCUUUGCUUUUUUACGGUUCUCAUUGGUAAGCCUGUAUGUGCCUCGUGUCGUGAACAUUGCGAAGAAGGGCUAGAUCAUCUCUUUCUCGAAGAAAAAUGCCACUAAAUUUGUACGUCAUGGAAGUGAGCCCUCCCAAUAGGGCCGUCUUAUUGUGCAUCAAAGCCCUUGAGCUUGACGUGAACAUGAAGCCCAUUAAUCUGGUUGCUCAAGAGCAGCUCAAACCAGAGUUCGUCAAGAUCAACCCUCAGCACACAUUGCCAACUUUAGAGGACGACGGAUUUGUAAUUUGGGAUAGUCAUGCGAUCUGUGGAUAUUUGGUCAACAAAUUUGCCACGGAUGACAGCUUGUACCCAAAGGAUCCUCAAAAGAGGGCGGUUGUCGACCAACGAUUGCAUUUUGACUCGGGUGUACUGUUUCCUCGGCUUGUCGAUAUAACAUUUCCCCUGUUCGUAUUGAAAUGCGGGGAAAUCCCUGAAGAAAAGAGGAAGAGAGUGUUUGACGCUUAUGAGUUCCUUGAGAAGUUUCUCGGAGACAGCGACUACCUAGCUGGCAAUUUAUUUACCAUCGCUGAUAUGUGCUGCAUUGCAACUGUGUCCAGCCUUGAGGAGGCCUUGCGAGUUCCCGCUGAUGACUAUCCAAAGGUUAAGGCUUGGAUUCAACGCUGCAGGGACAACCUGCCAGGGUACAACGAGGCUAACCAAGCUGGAUUGGACAUUUUCAAGGGUGCAGUGGAUGGCGUUUUAACUAAAUAAAGUUAUUCCUUCAGUUUUCAUUUAUUUUAAAAUCGUGAAAUGUACUAAAAAAAUUUAUACGCGGCAAUACACUUUUACUAAAAUUACAA